Messenger RNA from Lethenteron reissneri (Far Eastern brook lamprey), 3083 nucleotides. Its product is annotated as thrombospondin type-1 domain-containing protein 4-like. Gene Ontology annotation, biological process: extracellular matrix organization; proteolysis. Gene Ontology annotation, molecular function: metalloendopeptidase activity. Gene Ontology annotation, cellular component: extracellular matrix. The record is from RefSeq and is a predicted model, not a curated record. Lineage: Eukaryota; Metazoa; Chordata; Hyperoartia; Petromyzontiformes; Petromyzontidae.
GGAGAGAGGCCUCGGGAGAGUGAGGAGAGAGCAUCAGGUCCUCUCCCUCCCUCCCUCUCUCGCGCUGCGGGCCCGGAGUCGGGGAGUCGCGUGAUGGUGAUGAUGAUGAUGCUGAGGUUGCUGCUGAUGAUGGUGACGUUGGUGAUGAUGAUGAUGUUGUUGAUGCUGUUACUGAUAGUGAAGUUGACAAUGAUGAUGUUGAUGCUGAUUGCGCUGUUGAUUGAGAUGUUGAAGUUAAUGUUGCUGCUGCUGAUGUUGGUGAUGUUGCUGGUUGUUGGUAGAUGUUCAUGAUGUUAAUGGUGAUGAUGAAGUGUGUAGGAAAUGAUUAUGUUAAUGGUCAUGAUGUUGAUGGUGUGUGUAGGUGAUGUUUAUGGUGGUGAUGUGUGUAGGUGAUGAUGGUGGUGAUGAUGCAUGUAGGCAAUGUUAAUGGUGAUGGUGGUGAUGUUUUGUGAAGGUGAUGUUAAUGGUGAUGUUAAUGAUGAUGGUGGUGAUGUGUGUAGGUGAUGUUAAUGGUGAUGGUGGUGAUGUGUGUAGGUGAUGUUAAUCGUGGUGAUGGUGGUGAUGUGUGUAGGUGAUGUUAAUAGUGAUGGUGGUGAUGUGUGUAGGUGAUGUUAAUCGUGGUGAUGGUGGUGAUGUGUGUAGGUGAUGUUAAUAGUGAUGGUGGUGAUGUGUGUAGGUGAUGUUAAUGGUGAUGGUGGUGGUGAUGUGUGUAGGUGAUGUUAAUCGGGAUGAUGGUGGUGAUGUGUGUAGGUGAUGUUAAUCGGGAUGAUGGUGGUGGUGUGUGUAGGUGAUGUUAAUAGUGAUGAUGGUGGUGGUGUGUGUAGGUGAUGUUAAUCGGGAUGAUGGUGGUGGUGUGUGUAGGUGAUGUUAAUGGUGAUGAUGGUGGUGAUGUGUGUAGGUGAUGUUAAUGGUGAUGAUGGUGGUGAUGUGUGUAGGUGAUGUUAAUAGUGAUGGUGGUGAUGUGUGUAGGUGAUGUUAAUGGUGAUGGUGGUGAUGUGUGUAGGUGAUGUUAAUCGUGGUGAUGGUGGUGAUGUGUGUAGGUGAUGUUAAUGGUGAUGGUGAUGAUGUGUGUAGGUGAUGUUAAUUGUGAUGGUGGUGGUGAUGUGUGUAGGUGAUGUUAAUCGUGGUGAUGGUGGUGAUGUGUGUAGGUGAUGUUAAUGGUGAUGGCGGUGGUGAUGUGUGUAGGUGAUGUUAAUGGUGAUGGUGGUGGUGAUGUGUGUAGGUUAUGUUAAUGGUGAUGGUGGUGGUGAUGUGUGUAGGUGAUGUUAAUAGUGAUGGUGGUGAUGUGUGUAGGUGAUGUUAAUGGUGAUGGUGGUGGUGUGUGUAGGUGAUGUUAAUCGUGAUGAUGGUGGUGAUGUGUGUAGGUGAUGUUAAUGGUGAUGGUGGUGGUGAUGUGUGUAGGUGAUGUUAAUAGUGAUGGUGGUGAUGUGUGUAGGUGAUGUUAAUGGUGAUGGUGGUGGUGAUGUGUGUAGGUGAUGUUAAUGGUGAUGGUGGUGGUGAUGUGUGUAGGUGAUGUUAAUAGUGAUGGUGGUGAUGUGUGUAGGUGAUGUUAAUCGUGGUGAUGGUGGUGAUGUGUGUAGGUGAUGUUAAUAGUGAUGGUGGUGGUGUGUGUAGGUGAUGUUAAUAGUGAUGGUGGUGGUGUGUGUAGGUGAUGUUAAUCGGGAUGAUGGUGGUGAUGUGUGUAGGUGAUGUUAAUCGGGAUGAUGGUGGUGAUGUGUGUAGGUGAUGUUCCCAAUGCCUUAGGGAGCCCGCAGGGCGGGGGCGGGGGGGGAUGGGGGGUGGGGGGAAUCGCCCCCAGAGCUCACGCACCCCGCUCACCCGGCGGCAGGUGGCGGCGCUGCUCCUCUGCAUCUGCGUCUACCCCAGGGACUGCACAGCUCGGCAGCAGCAACAAGACCCAGUUCCCCCCUGGCCAGGAGACCCAGAGGACCUGGAGGAGCCAGGAAGAGUCGCCGCUCACCGGGCGAGGAGGCAGGUGGAACCCCAGCGGUGGAGCGGCACCCGGAUUGGAGCUGGGGGGAUGGAGGAGGGGCCGGUUCCAGCGGUUGGGGAGGUCACUGGGACCUGGGGUCAGUGGGGGCCCUGGUCCCCUUGCACGCGUACAUGUGAAGGGGGGGUCAUGGAGCAGAUGAGGCCAUGUCUGCCCGCGGCCCCCCGUGCCCCUGCGCCACCCGCGGAGCAAGGGGGGCACGGAUACGGCCACCACCAGCAGCAGUACCAGCGGCGGCGGCAGCAGCACGGCUACAGUGACCUCCAGGAGCUUGAGCCAGUGCAUGCAAGCCAGCAGUAUCAGCAGCAUCAGCAGCAUCAGCAGCAGCAUCAGCUCAGCCGGCUCUGGCAUGGUGCUCGUGGCUCAGCUCAUUCCCUGCAGGGACGUUUUCCAGCGAGAGUGCUCAGUUCCAUGCAUCGCGCACAGCCCCCGCUCACCCGCCUCCGGGCAUCUCGUUCCACGCAUGCCACACUCGCCCACCAGACCGGCCAGGCCCUGUGGCCCGCUGGUGGAGCUGGAUCUGGGUCUCCGCGCACCUCCAUCAGCUGUGUUGGUGCUUUCCGGCGUCACCGCCUGUGCAACGCGCAGCCCUGUCCAGCCGGCGUGCGAGAUUUCCGGACGGUGCAGUGCGCCAACUACAAUGGCCGCCCGUUCAUGGGCCGCCACUACGAAUGGGAGCCCUUCACUGAGGCAGGACUCAUGCGAUGCAGGUGCAUACAAGUCGGAGGCGUAGCACCGGUGUCAUUAUGGUGCGACAAAAGCGAGACCUGCCGGGUGUCCGAUUUGUGCCGACUCGCCCGAGGGUGUCGCGGCUCCGCGCCCGGUGGAGGAGAUGGAGGUCCACUCGGCGGAAGCGGCGAAGGCAGAGGUCGGCAGCGGCAGUCGCGGGCAAAAUUGCCUCGUCGGCCACACUUGAAACACGUGGCCGUCGUCGGCCGACGGUCGGUUGACCCAGCCCCCGCACGUGGUCGGCCCGCGUAGUCACCAUGCUGGUCGCGCAGCCAUCGUCUCAGAAUCCAGUGCGGAACAGCAGCCACCACCUCGUCGUCGCCGGAGUCAUUGGAGCAGUGGACGACCCGUCGUGGAGACCACC